CACCACCACAACCAUCAUUUGGAUCGAUUCCUCGUAGAAGACGGUAUUUCUUCAAAAAAAGAAGCAAAAAUCCACCACCACCACCACCGCCACCGCCAUCAUUUGGACCGAGUCUUCCUUGGCUCAAGAGAAGAAAAAUCAAUCCAACAUUGCCGUCUUCCAUCAACAAGGACAUGUCUCUGAUCCAAAAACACAUGUUGACAUGGUACUUGCUCACCCUUUUGAUGCGCCAAAAAAUCCAAACCCGAAACCAGCAACCUGAAGAAACACGAGAAGAAUGGGUGAUUUCGAUUAAAGACAAGAUGGAACAAACACUCAGAGAGGAUGCCACAACUAGCUGGGAAAGGCUAUGUAUCUAUAGAGUUCCACAAUACCUUCAAGAGAACGACAACAAGUCCUACUUCCCUCAGACCGUCUCGCUUGGCCCCUACCACCAUGGCAAAGACCAUCUCCUGCCUAUGGAUCGUCACAAGUGGCGGGCAGUCAAUAUGAUCAUGGCACGCACCAAACAAGGCAUCGAAAUGUAUCUUGAUGCCAUGAAAGAGCUCGAGGAGAGGGCUCGUGCUUGCUACGAAGGUACCAUUGGUUUGAGCAGUAACAAGUUCACAGAAAUGUUGUUUCUUGAUGGUUGUUUUGUUCUUGAACUCUUCAGAGGAGCUGAUAAAGGGUUCUCGGAACUAGGAUACGAUCGUAACGAUCCGGUUUUCGCUAUGCGAGGAUCCAUGCAUUCAAUUCAACGUGACAUGGUGAUGCUAGAAAAUCAACUUCCUCUGUUUGUUCUCAACCGGUUAUUAGAGCUACAGCUUGGUCCACAAAACCAAACCGGUUUAGUAGCGCAAUUAGCAAUUCGGUUCUUCGACCCACUAAUGCCAACAGACGAACCGUUGACCAAAACCGAUCAGUCUAACAUUGGAAAAGAGAAAUUCUUUAACCCAAUAGCCGACAAGGACAAGGACGAGUUGCACUGUCUGGAUGUUUUUCGUCGAAAUCUGCUUCGGCCUAGUACAAAACCAGAGCCGAGGUUGUCACGGAGGAGAUGGUCAUGGAAAACACGUGUUGCCGAUAAGCGCCAACAACAACUAAUACAUUGUGUUACGGAACUAAGAGAGGCCGGUAUCAAAUUCAAGGCAAGAAAAACCGACCGGUUUUGGGAUAUAAGAUUCAAAAAUGGUUAUCUAGAGAUACCCAAACUACUCAUCCAUGACGGUACCAAAUCUCUCUUCUCGAAUCUUAUAGCUUUUGAACAGUGCCAUAUCGACUCGAGCAAUGACAUAACAUCCUACAUAAUCUUCAUGGAUAAUCUGAUAGAUUCUCCACAAGAUGUUAGCUAUUUGCAUUAUUGUGGUAUUAUCGAGCAUUGGCUAGGAAGUGAUCUUGAGGUUGCGGAUUUGUUUAACCGGCUAUGUCAAGAAGUAGCUUUCGACCCUCAAAAUAGCUAUUUAUCUCAGUUGUCUAACAAGGUUGACCGUAACUAUAGCCGAAAGUGGAAUGUUAUGAAGGCGGUCUUGAAACACAAGUACUUCAAUAAUCCUUGGGCGUAUUUCUCUUUUUUUGCUGCACUUGUCCUCCUAGUUCUCACACUGUUUCAGAGUUUUUUUAGUGUUUAUCCAUAUUUUAAGCCACCGUCUUAAUUUUCAUCAUUGUUCCAUAGUUUAUUUCACUCAAAUAAUUUGGAAUGUUUGUAUUAUACAUCUCCUUUUUUUUUGCCGAACAUCGUGUAUUAUUCUUCA
Molecule: messenger RNA, 1730 nt
Organism: Raphanus sativus (radish)
Lineage: Eukaryota; Viridiplantae; Streptophyta; Magnoliopsida; Brassicales; Brassicaceae
Product: UPF0481 protein At3g47200-like
Exons: 2
Coding region: 174-1631 (485 amino acids)
Source: RefSeq, a predicted model, not a curated record